CAACCAGAGCGGACGAACAAGAAGAGUAAUUCUCUCAUGACGUUUCGGUUAGACUCAAAGAGAUUUUGUCGAUAUUAACCAAAACUCAUUAAGCAAAAAAAAAAGUUGUGAGUUUCUUAGGCUGUGACUGUGCAAAAAAUUUUAUGAAAAGUCAUCUCAAAUUAUAGAGGAAAACAUAACUUUAAUUUUAAUGUGAAGUAUUUAACUAUAAUUGGUUUCAUUAACUAAGAGGAUUAAAAAGUUUUGUUAUGUGUGUUUUUAGCAUUAUAUAGUGAUAUACAACUUAAUUAUCUUCAGACAGUGCUAUAUUCACAAGUAGUAUUUACUGGAGAAGUGUUCCAAUUAAAAUAUUCUUCUAAAGCAUCAACGACCAGUUUGCAUGAUUUAACCUUAAUCAUGCUAUGCACCAAAGUGUUAUAAUUGCUGUAAUAUUGCAAGAAAAUGAAAAUAUUAUUAAUGGCAACGUUACGGUUUCAUUGACAUUCAAAAAUUUCACUACUGAUGAAUCAAACGCUUACGAUAGUGACAACGAAACGGAUUACUAUCAGGAUUUCAAUUUGACGGAGAUAUUUGGCCCAACACGGGAUCCACUGUAUAUUGUGGUUCCAAUUACAAUAAUCUACCUUUUGAUAUUUGUUAGUGGUCUGAUUGGCAACAUAAGCACCUGCAUUGUUAUUUCGCGCAACAGGUCCAUGCACACAGCUACCAAUUACUAUCUCUUCAGUCUUGCCAUCUCAGAUUUUCUACUCUUGAUAUCGGGAGUACCACAAGAGAUGUACUACAUUUGGUCCAAAUACCCUUAUGUCUUCGGGGAGGCAUUUUGUGUGCUUAGGGGCUUGGCAGCCGAGACUUCAGCCAAUGCCACUGUACUCACCAUUACGGCUUUCACAGUGGAACGUUAUGUGGCCAUUUGUCACCCCUUUCUCUCACACACAAUGUCCAAGUUAUCACGUGCAGUACGCCUCAUUGUCUUCAUCUGGCUCCUCUCUCUGGCCCUUGCCGUACCUCAGGCUCUUCAAUUUGGUAUAACUAAUCACCUGGGCAUCGAUCAGUGUGGAUUCAAGCGGAUAAUUAUAAAGCAUUCAUUUGAACUCUCAACAUUUCUCUUCUUCUUCGCCCCGAUGACCCUCAUCACGGUGCUCUAUGUACUCAUUGGGCUCAAAUUGAGAACCUCCAGUAUGAUGAAGCGAGACGGUGGAACAUUUUGGAACCGACGACCUCACAUAAACUCAUGCCGACAGCAAACCCAUUUGGGUACUCGACGUGUACUUAAAAUGCUUGUGGCUGUUGUGGUGGCAUUUUUUCUGUGCUGGGCUCCAUUUCAUGCCCAGCGACUUGUAGCUAUUUAUGGAACAGGACCCGAACAGACUCUGGAUCCCUUUAUGGUUAAAAUAUAUGCGAUAAUGACGUACAUUUCCGGAAUUCUAUACUAUUUAUCAACUUGCAUUAAUCCCUUACUUUACAACAUCAUGAGCAACAAAUUCCGUGAGGCAUUUAAGGAAACUUUGGCGAAAUGCUGCCAAUUUCGGCGGCAACGGCACAAUACGAAGCGCGCCUACAGAAUACUGUCGCGGAAUCAGCGAAGACGUUUCGGAGCUCAAGAGUCUUCAGAAUAUUCCGGGAACUCAAUCAGAGAUGAAAGUAUCUACUCUUCCUCUACUCAAAAGCAAUCCCUCGAUUCGGUGACUAUGUCCCGAGGCUAUUCUGUAAAUAGCCACCAAAAUGGGAUAAAAGGUAUUGCGGACGACAUGGAGGGUGAUGUCUAUAUGUCUCCCAUUGUCAUGGACAUCCUUAAGGAACCAAAUGCUGAGGAUUGUUCGACGUACAGACUUAUCAAGAAGACAACACAGAAUUUGCCUCUCUGUAAUCACAAUUACCAACACAAAACUGUGAUUAAAUUGUAUCCACGGAUGAAGAUUCCAAAUGGACAGUGUGUCAACAAUGUUCAUAGAAAUUUCAGUGUUCGGGAAACUCCUCUCAAUGAUGAUGAUAUUGACAGGGAUGAAGUGCUAUUUGCAGCAGUUCCAGAUAGUUCAACUGUGUGGGAUGCCAGUGACAUGUGUUACUCACGUAAGACUUCUACACCUCCAAAUGACCUGCCGCCCACAAAAUGUAGUCACAUCUAUUGCUUCUACCAUCGAAAAUCUAACGAAAUGUACGAUUUAAUUCAUUGCCCAAGCAACUGGCAUGGACAAGACAAAACCUUAGGUCAGGACGGUCUGGACAAUGACCAAAAUUCUGACCCACCAUCCAGAGCAGAUUCAGCAAAAGCGGUAGAAACGCUGGAGACGGAACUCGAUGCCUACAUGAAACAACUGAAAUUACGCGAGAAGAGAUGAGAAUUGGAGUUAAGUGCCACCAACAAGUGGCACUAAAUUUCAAAUGAUGAUAUUCAUUGAUGUGAUUAUUGCACUGUGUAUUCAAUUUCAACGACAUUGUGAUAAUUUUUUGUAUAAUUUACUCCCCAAUUUAGUUCUUGUACAUAUUGCAAUUUGUUGCAAUAAAUGACUAAUUAGUAGUGCUAAAAUAGAAUAAAUUUUGUGAAUGUGUAACAGCGAUUAUAUUAGACAAAUAUAUUAAAUAUUUCUGUUAACUGUACAGAAAAAGAAAUAUUUCUACCCCCAAUUUAUAUCAAUCCAUACCCAGAAUUGAUUUAAAAACUCACAUUGCAGAUACGCAGAUAUAUAUGUACAUUGAGUGAGUAUUAAUCGAGAUUCACAUUCAAUUUAGUUUUUCACACAAAAUAUGCUCUAUCAGAUGAUACAGAAAAUUGAAAUAUUAUUGCAUUCUAUUGAAGAUUGAAAUAAAUGGAUUGUAUUCAUGCGAAUAACAUUGCAUGACUUUAAA
Phlebotomus papatasi is the source of this 2847-nucleotide messenger RNA. RefSeq names its product pyrokinin-1 receptor (gene PK1-R). Bases 402 to 2339 code for a protein of 645 amino acids. The record is from RefSeq and is a predicted model, not a curated record. Lineage: Eukaryota; Metazoa; Arthropoda; Insecta; Diptera; Psychodidae. Gene Ontology annotation, cellular component: plasma membrane. Gene Ontology annotation, molecular function: neuromedin U receptor activity. Gene Ontology annotation, biological process: neuropeptide signaling pathway. The transcript has 6 exons.